UUUUCCUCACUUGGUUUGGUCCGGAACCCAACGUGACGAUCAGGAAGUGAAGGGCGGUGGUUGAGAAAAGCGCAGCGUCUAGCCAGCCGAGUCGUGUAGUUGUCAGGAAAAAAAAAAAGGUCACCAUGUCUAGCAAAAGAGCAAAGGGAAAGACCACGAAGAAGCGCCCUCAGCGCGCGACUUCCAAUGUCUUCGCCAUGUUUGACCAGUCCCAGAUCCAGGAGUUCAAGGAGGCCUUCAACAUGAUUGACCAGAACCGGGAUGGCUUCGUGGACAAAGAGGACCUCCACGACAUGCUGGCCUCACUCGGUAAAAACCCAACCGAUGAGUACCUGGAGGCAAUGAUGAUGGAAGCUCCUGGACCCAUCAACUUCACAAUGUUCCUCACCAUGUUUGGAGAGAAGCUCAACGGCACCGACCCCGAGGAUGUGAUCAGAAAUGCCUUUGCUUGCUUUGAUGAAGAGGGAACAGGUUCUAUCCAGGACGAUUAUCUCCGAGAGCUGCUCACCACAAUGGGUGACCGGUUUACAGAUGAGGAGGUGGACGAGCUCUUCAGAGAGGCCCCCAUCGACAAGAAAAGCAACUUCAACUACGUGGAGUUUACACGCAUCCUAAAGCACGGUGCCAAGGAUAAGGACGAUUAAAGAGCCCUACCAGCCCCACCGUUUCCAUCCUUCUCACUUCUUCUGUCAACUAGAUCACAGUGCUGCCUGUCUCGACUCUCCAGUACCAGCCCCAUUUUAAACUAAACCAAAACAAUAACUAUCCACUCAAGUGUGUUGUGAACUUCCAGUAUUGCCAAAUGUACACCUAAUGAGGAGAAAACAAAUUCAAAAAAGUUGCAAUGUGUUUUUCCUGUCACGUACAGAUGUGAAGUGGCAGCACCUUGGAAGCUUUAAGGAUAAGUCUUUUGCAAUUCAUGUGAUCAGGUUUAGUGGAAUUUUUACAUUUUAUAAUAUAAACUUUUUAAAUAAAGCCAAUCUAUCAAGUUGUAUAUUGCUGACUUUCUCCCUUCCAUAAAUGACAACUGAAAUAA
Messenger RNA from Pungitius pungitius (ninespine stickleback), 1036 nucleotides. RefSeq names its product myosin, light chain 12, genome duplicate 1 (gene myl12.1). Lineage: Eukaryota; Metazoa; Chordata; Actinopteri; Perciformes; Gasterosteidae. The coding region runs from base 126 to 644 and encodes 172 amino acids. The record is from RefSeq and is a predicted model, not a curated record. Gene Ontology annotation, molecular function: calcium ion binding. The transcript has 4 exons. Gene Ontology annotation, cellular component: cytoplasm.